Mucor mucedo is the source of this 186-nucleotide messenger RNA. RefSeq lists its product as uncharacterized. The annotation marks the transcript as partial. NCBI's taxonomy places the organism in Eukaryota, Fungi, Mucoromycota, Mucoromycetes, Mucorales, Mucoraceae. The record is from RefSeq and is a predicted model, not a curated record. The transcript has a single exon.
UUGCCACCUGUUCUCAUUGAAAUUCAGAACGUUGUUAAUAAGGCAUACAUGGAACGUUUAAUUAAAUAUUGCAACUACGUGUGUGACGAAUACAACAACAUAGAGUCGACAGCCCUAACGAUUUGUAAUAAGAAUACAUGGUUAGAAAUUUGCAAUUUGUUUUCAGAUAGUCAUAUAGCUUCAUAA